This is a messenger RNA of Rhizophagus irregularis DAOM 181602=DAOM 197198, 2295 nucleotides long. Lineage: Eukaryota; Fungi; Glomeromycota; Glomeromycetes; Glomerales; Glomeraceae. The record is from RefSeq and is a predicted model, not a curated record.
AUGCGUAAAAGUAUUAAGAAUAAUGAUUUUAAAACCCCUUUUAAGUUUCCUCGAUCAAAUGUAGCCGAUAAAAAAGAACAAGCUUCUCAGGAAACUCUUUCUUAUAAGAGCGUCAAAUAUUCAGUUACAUAUCCUGCAAAACGCGCUAAAAUUGAUAUUUCGAAUAAAGAUAAAAAUAUUUCCAAUGUAGAAGAUUCAAACAAUGAAAAACUUCCUCACAAGAAAUUAAAAGUACUUAAAGAAAGGAAUACCAACGAUGUAUCACCUGAAAAUUCCAAUAAAUUUAAUUAUGUUAGGCCGACCUUUUCUUUUAGCCAAUCAUUAAAGAAAUUUUCGCCUGUAAAGCCCGCACAUGAUCCUAAAGCACAAAAUGCAAUUAUACUUUAUGAUCCUUUGGAUGAUCUAGAUAACUUGCAAGAAAAUAUUAAAGGGAAGGAUAAAUCCGUAGCAGAAAUUUUGGGAACUAAAAACCCGGAUAAUAUGAAAAUUCCUGUAAUCGUUGAUCCAAUCUUGGGACAAAAACUUCGCCCUCAUCAGAUCGAUGGUGUAAAGUUUCUUUAUAACUGUACAACUGGAAGAACUGUAGAAGGAGUUUACGGAUGUAUUAUGGCAGAUGAAAUGGGUCUUGGGAAAACUCUUCAGUGUAUCACACUUCUGUGGACGCUACUUAAACAAUCGCCUGAAUUUAACAAGAAAACAAUAGAAAAAUGUAUCAUUGUUUGUCCAUCAAGCCUUGUAACAAAUUGGGCUAAUGAGCUAGUUAAAUGGCUUGGUACUUUACGAAUAAAACCGUUAGUGAUCGAUAACAAGGGGGGUAAAGAAAACGUGUUGAAAGAAUUAAGGCAAUUUGCUAUUUCUCAGGGUCGAACAAUUAUUUAUCCUGUUUUGAUUGUUUCGUAUGAGACAUUACGUACAAACAUUGCAGAAUUAAAAGAUAGUAAAAUCGGCCUACUUUUAUGUGAUGAAGGACAUCGACUAAAAAAUUCAAAUUCGUUAACAUUUCAAGCUUUAAAUUCACUUCAAGUACAACGAAGAGUAAUUUUAUCUGGGACACCAAUUCAGAAUGACCUUUCAGAAUAUUUUUCACUUUUAAAUUUCGCCAAUCCUGGACUACUUGGUACACCCAACGAAUUUCGCAGAAAUUAUGAAAACCCUAUUCUUCGUGGUAGAGAUGCUGAUGCAACUGAGCAUGAACGAUCUAUUAGUGAUCAAAAAUUAGCUGAAUUAUGGAGCGUCGUGAGCAAAUUCAUUAUAAGACGAAGCAACGAUAUUUUAUCAAAAUAUUUGCCCAUAAAAUACGAACAUGUCGUAUUUUGCCGAUUAAGUGAAUUCCAAUUGUCUUUGUACGAAUUGUUCAUGACAUCUCCUGAAAUUCAACAUCUCUUGCGUGGUAUAGGUUCACAACCUCUUAAGGCUAUAACUAUCCUUAAAAAGUUGUGCAAUCAUCCCGAUUUGCUAGACCUUCCAAAGGAUCUUAAAAGGUCAGAAAAAUGUUUUCCACAAGGAUAUUCAAUAAAGGAAAAGGCUCGGAUAGUUAGACCAGAAUUUUCUGGUAAAAUGUUGGUUUUGGAUAGAAUGUUGGCAAAAAUUAAGAAUGAGACAAACGAUAAGAUUGUCCUGAUUUCAAACUAUACUCAAACACUGGAUCUAUUCGAAAAAUUAUGCCGGAUGAAAAAAUAUGAAUGUCUGCGGCUUGAUGGUUCUAUGUCGAUAAAAAAACGUCAGGAACUUGUAAAUCAGUUUAAUAAUCCAAAUAACCCAGAAUUUGUUUUUCUAUUAAGUAGUAAAGCGGGUGGAUGUGGUAUAAAUUUAAUUGGGGCAAAUCGUCUUGUAUUAUUUGAUCCUGACUGGAAUCCAGCUUCAGAUCAACAGGCACUGGCAAGAAUUUGGAGAGAUGGACAAAAGAAACAAUGCUUUAUAUAUCGAUUUAUUGCGACUGGAACGAUUGAGGAAAAAAUUUUUCAACGUCAAUCACACAAGCAAUCUCUCUCAUCAUGUGUUGUUGACGAGGAAGAAGGUGUAGAAAGACACUUUUCACUUGAAUCAUUAAGACGUCUGUUCCAAUUUGAUCCAGACACUAUAUGCGAUACUCAUAGUACUUUUAAGUGCAAAAGAUGUAUUGAAGGAGUUCAAGUUCUUCCAAGGCUUCCCAGUGAAAAAAUGGUCUAUGGAGACACGAGUUCAUGGGAUCAUUUUACUGGAGGAUCAGAUCUUCUCAAGAUUAAAGAUUCGAUUCUGAAGCUGGAAGUUAAUCAAGGAGUUGUUUCUUAUGUUUUUCAAUAUACUUCUCAUUAA